AUUCUAGGGUUGCGUUCGAAAAUCUACUUGUCGGGUGGAGUAGCGUUCCGAUUGACCAAUCAGAAUAAAAAGAUUUCUUUGUUUCUAUUGGUCAAGCAGACGCUACUUCACUCAACGAGUAGGAUUUUCGAACGCACUCCAAAGGCGCGCUAAAUUUAACAGACACGUUUGCUACUGUAAUUACUUGAGAUUUCUUUUGACAUUUCAAUCAACAAGAUAUUGACAUUAUGAAAGAAACUCGAUAAGGCGACAAUUGUCAAUUUAUUGCAUUACUUAGGCUGACGGAUAUUUUAGUUUUGCAAAAUUAUAUACAAGAAUAAAGUUUUGCAACAAUUGCUUUGUAGGUUGUAAUAAUAUUUCAUGUCAUUACCAAAAUGUAUUUGUGUCAAAGACUGUAACGGUCUUUCGUUAUUAUUAUGAUAGAUAUUAGCAACGAAUUUUAUAAUAAGUUUUUUAUUAAUUUAGUGUCAAGCGCAUUUGUAUCUAUCGGUCCAAAGAAAAAAAAAAAGAUAAAACAUACCAGACGUCUUUGCUCGACCUUUUCUAAGCUAAAUUGUUGCACAUCUCGAAAGAGGGGACAAAUACACGCCGGACCAUCAGCCUAAUUUUAGAAUUCGUCACAUUCGGCUCUCUCCAUUCCGCGCAGACACAAGCGGGUCCCGUAGAUGUUAUAUUAAAUAUACAAUCUGUCCCGAUAACAAUUACAGAAUGUCUUUGACGAAGAACGGAAACGUCUCACUCGAUGAAUUUCAUCAUGCCAUAUACGACGAAAUCGUCUCGCAAGAGCCAUUUGUGACUCGGUUCGCAAAAUUGUCCACAUCGGGCAAUAGGCGAGGAAUGGUCGAGAUGCUUGUAGACAUGCCCUAUGUAGCGGGCCUGAAACCGAGCGCUUUGUAUCAGGGUAAGAACGACGCACAGGCCGCACGGUUGUACGAGAGAUCGCUCAAGGCGAUGGCAGCUGAAUCUGGGGACGAACACGCGGAGGAAAUUAGAACGUGUAAUAUUCUCACGAAAGCACUGUUUGCGGCCGGUGCGAACGGUAGAGUGUUCCUAGAUGCGCUCUGCGAGAGCGCCAGGCGUUCCUACUAUCUGAACGCUUACGCGAGCUGUCUGCGAUACUGCGAGUGCAUGCUGGCGCUUCCUACGAGUUUCUAUGACGACUCCGAGGAGAAUGUCAGGUACUUUGUGCAGCGUAGAAAGGAAUGCCUGCAGCUAGAACGAGAGUGCUCCCGGAAAUUGGAGAGAAACGCGUCCAGAAAACGGGGCGAAAAGAAGUCUUCUUUCUCUUCCUCCUCAUCCUCUUCUUUGUCGCUUGGGAAACGCGCCGCCGUAACGCCCGCCGUCGACGGCAAGCCGCACGACUGCUUCACGAGUUGUCCGGAUAGCGUCGAGCUGCGUUUCGACGGGGCUAGGGGCCGGCACCUCGUGGCUACAAGAGACAUCAGACCGGGGGCUGUACUCAUUGUCGAUCGGCCGUUUUCCUUUAGCACGGACGCACCGGCUCUCGGCAGGAAUUGCUUGCAUUGCCAUGCCACACUUAAAUUAGAAGACAGCGUUAAAAUCCCGUGCCGUAAUUGCCAAAGAGUAUCUUUUUGCACAGAAACGUGUCGCAAGAAAGCGUGGGAGAUUUAUCACCAGUACGAGUGCUCGGUAUUUGAUUAUUUCUUCGAAAAUUCGUCAAACGACAGAUGCCAGAAAACGUCUCACCUCUUGUUAGCCUAUCGCACGACAGUUGUACAAGCGUUAUCGCCGCGAAAUAGUGCGGAAACGGGGCAUAUUUUGAAUCCUGAUUUCUUACAAUAUCAUGCUAGUAAAAGUAUCGACGAGAACAUCAGUAAAGAAUACACGAAAUCAGUAUCGACACAGACGUAUAAUCCUCUUGAUUACCGAACGGUAUUCCAAUUGGAGACUCAUUGUGCCGAUGUGGAACCUAACGUGAAUCUCAUUCGCACUAUUCAGGCGAUCUUCCUCGCGAAAUGCUUGAUCUCCGUUCUGAGCAAACUAGAUAUCAUCUGUACAAAGGAAACGUUUAUUCCAUUGGCUGUGGCUAUGCUGCAUCAUUUGCAGGCAAUUAAUUGCAACGCAUACGAGAUUGUUGAGAACGUUCACGAGGAAACGACGCGCGUUUGGGAACCCAGAAAUAUCGGUGGCGCGAUUUAUACCACAGUCAGUCUAGUGAAUCAUAGCUGUUAUCCCAAUGUGGUUCGUCAUUCUUAUCCCAAUGGAAUAGUCGUAGUCAGAGCACUGCGUUUUAUCGGCAAAGGAUGCGAGAUACUCGAUUGCUAUGGGCCUCAAUUUCUUAGCGAGAUCAGAUUGACUAGACGCGAACUCUUAUGGAAGAAAUAUCGAUUUCUAUGCGAGUGUGACGCUUGCACGCAAAAUUGGAAAUUUCCACUGCCCGAGACAAUGUAUUACAAAUGUACAGCGUGUUCCGGACCAACAGAUAUCUCAGUGGUAAAUGCGAACGUUUCGCAGAAAGUGGCAAAUCAACAAUGUACUAAAUGUCAAAAAAUGAUCGAUCUAAAAAAGCUCGAGAAACAACUUCGUAAAUCGAUUCAAAAGAGAUUGAACGCUGUCGCUAAAAUGUAUCAGGGGAAUUACAAAGAUGCGAUCCCUUUGCUAUAUGAACACGCAUACUUUGUCAAUAAACACUUGGUUGAACCUAAUAUCGAAGGUAUCAAAACAGAACAGUGUAUCGUCCAAUGUUACAAUUCUUUCGGCUUAAUCUCUGUAUAAUAAUUUCCGUGUCUGCUUAUAACACAUAUAAUCAUUUAUAAAUAGUUUAUUUUAAAAACUACUAUAAAUGAUUGUUAUUUAAAUAUAGUAGUGAAAUAGAGUUAUUUAAUUUUGUUGUUGUCAGCUUUCCCCUUUUUACACAGUUUUGUAAAAAGACGCGACGUAUAUAAUUCGCAUAAGAGUAUACUUUCAGCUAUUUUAGAAAAGAUUUAUAAACAUAGAAAAACAGAAAAUGUUCACGGCACAAUGUACUUCAUUCUUAAGUGCAUUAUCAUUAACAAUGCAAGGCAAUGCAAGAUUAGAUUAAAUGAUGAAGAAGCAUAUAACUCCGUGUAAUAAAAACAUAACAAAAAAAAAAAAAAAAAAAAAAAAAAAAAAAAAAAAAAAAAAAUAAAACAAAAAAA
Molecule: messenger RNA, 3140 nt
Organism: Formica exsecta
Lineage: Eukaryota; Metazoa; Arthropoda; Insecta; Hymenoptera; Formicidae
Product: SET and MYND domain-containing protein 4-like
Exons: 4
Coding region: 709-2736 (675 amino acids)
Molecular function (GO): protein binding
Source: RefSeq, a predicted model, not a curated record